GACCAACCCAUCAACUAUGGUCGUCUCGUUUGGCUUGGUCUGCAGCAGCUUUGUGUCAGUCAGUCGCGGCAGCACCGGCCGCAGUUUUUGGCUACCUACUGGCAACGAAAAGGCCAGCGCUUCGGUGAGAGACGGAAAUCUCCUUGCUGCGAGGACAUUGAUGGCUAUGCUCUUGAUCGAGGCGCUUGGUGGCGUGUGGGUCCUGGAGCAGCCAGUGUAUAAGCAAAGCUUCUGGAUGUCGGCUUGGGGUGCUACAACGCCGAAGCGGACCACCUUGUGGUCGAACAGCCGAGCUAUCCGUAAGUUUGCCACGGCCGCUCGCUUUGGUAGGGUCAAGAAUGCUCCGAAGCUGACGCACCGCUACUACAGGAACGGUGUAUGCAAGUUUCAGGGAAACGAGAAGCUGAAAG
Messenger RNA from Symbiodinium sp. CCMP2456, 410 nucleotides. Lineage: Eukaryota; Dinophyceae; Suessiales; Symbiodiniaceae. The record is from the annotation of a GenBank genome assembly.